Molecule: messenger RNA, 8736 nt
Organism: Lethenteron reissneri (Far Eastern brook lamprey)
Lineage: Eukaryota; Metazoa; Chordata; Hyperoartia; Petromyzontiformes; Petromyzontidae
Product: dual specificity protein phosphatase 6-like
Biological process (GO): peptidyl-tyrosine dephosphorylation; negative regulation of MAPK cascade
Cellular component (GO): cytoplasm; cytosol
Molecular function (GO): MAP kinase tyrosine/serine/threonine phosphatase activity; protein tyrosine/threonine phosphatase activity; MAP kinase tyrosine phosphatase activity
Source: RefSeq, a predicted model, not a curated record
CCGCGGCUUCUAUUCAUGAGCUCAGUCGCGACGCAGCAGUCGCCUGUGCCACCAGCAUUCUGUCUACGUCCCCACACCACCAUCACCACCACCACCAUAGCAGGAGGCUUCCUUCCAGCUUACACCGAAUCUUCAUCUCGUCUCGCUACUUGGCCUAUCUUGUUGUUGUUGUUGUUAUUAUUGACCGGUGAUAGCGGCCGAGCGCGGUCGAUUUGUAGUAUUAGGCCAUCGAUAAGCGAGUGGUGGGUUUUUUGUUUUGUUUUUGAGCGGUUCAUUUUGUUUGGGGUUUUAGGGGGGGAAACAACGUUGUUACUUGGGGUAGGUGAUGUGCGUUUGGCAAUACGGCUGUUAAGUUGGUGGGUUGGGUGUAAAGCAAUGGUUUUGUUUACGUUAAGACCGUGUCGCUCUAUGUGCUCUCGCGUGUAAUGUCAGCAUGUGAAUGAAAUGUACGAUUGGUGAACGUUAAUGUGCGGCGAAUACAACUUAUGUGCUCGUUGAUUUAGGACGUUACGGUUUAAACUUUGGUCGCUCAACCCCGCGGGCAGUAGUUUAAGGCAGCCGGAGUUACGAUGUCUGGUGAAGAUUUUCACGCAACGUGUUAACAACGUUGACUUUUCUUUGCGAACGUUUUGAGUUUUUAAAAAGAUGGUACAGCUGAGAGUGAACAUUAACAACAAGACAUUUCUGGGCAGAGAGGGGCAAGGACAAACAUUGGCUUGUGCCUGCUAACGCCAGGAAGGAACAGGCUUCGACACGAAAUCUGCGUUGUUUUUCUUUCACUGCAAGACAAUUAUUUUUUUAAUUUUCAAACCGAUAAGAAUUAAAAACAUCCUUUUUUUCGGAAGAACGCCGUGGCAGCUUUGGGACCAGACGUUUGUCUCUUAAUGAACUUGUGAGAGAAGUAACUUUGAUCAAGGACCGUGAAUAUUGCGACUUUGAAGAAACAGACAAAACUCCAAGCUUCAAGAAAUACUUUGGAAGAUUGUUUACAGAUCAUCAUCGCCGUCGUCUUCACUUGUAACCAAACAUUUUAAAUCACCCCCACCCAUCCAUCGCAGAUUGUUUUAUUUUUUUAAUAACUGACAUAUCUAAUACACCACAUCAAGAUACAUAUAAACAAAUUAUGUUCGUAUCAGGGUGAUUGCGUAAUUAAGUUGAUUUGACUUUUUAAAAAAAUUCUAACGCAUCCUGUUAAACCUCGCCAAAACAUUUUUUUAUAUUUAUCAAUCGUCACCGCACGCCACCCACUACAACUCGUUUAAGUCCUUAACAUCGAACCACAUUCACAAAUUAAACAACCAAUCGACAAUCGUCCAACUCAUCGCUGUGUGUCAAGCCCACGGCAUUGUAGAAUCACAACAACAACAAAACAUCCCAUCAUAAUUCAACCAAUUUUGCCAACACCACACCAGAAUCCUCAUCAUCAUCACCACCAAACGCAGCAUUUACCACCAACAAAGAAGAACCUCCUUGUAGCCGGUGGCAUUUGGGUGGCUUCACCCCAAGAUCUGCUGCUAGAACAUCUGCAAAUUGCCUCCUUGGCCAUGUCCAACCGCGCCAGGAGUGUGGACUGGCUCCAGGCUCAGCUGGACAGCGGUGGGGCCCUCUUGCUACUCGACUGCCGCGCCCGGGAACUUUUCGAAGCGGCUCGCAUCGAGGGCGCCGUGAACGUCUCGCUGCCCACGCUCAUGCUGCGGCGUCUACGGCGGGGAAAUCUCCCAGUGCGAUCCCUCUUCGGUAACGGCGAGCUGGAGAAGGAGCGAGUGGCGUGCCGUUGUCGGAGCGAGGUGGUGGUGCUUUACGAUGACCGGGAGUGCGAUGUCGAUGGGAAGGAUAAGGAGGCUGCGGGUGGUGGUGGUGGCAGCCACGGAGAGUCGGAAGGGUGCGUCGGAGACGCGGACGGCGAUGGGGAGAAGUGUGGCUCGUUGCUGAGGCUGCUGCUGCAGAGGCUGUCCGAAGACGGAUGCAAGGCGUUCUACCUUCAAGGGGGAUUCAGUCGUUUCCGGGCGCGCUACCCCGAGCACUGCGAGACGUGCAUGGACGCGGGAGCCGGGAGCCCCGGGGGACUCUGCACGUCACCGCCCACGGCUGGGGUCCCCAUCUUGGGCCUGGGCGCCCUACGGAUCGGUUCGAGCGACUGCUCUGACACGGAAUCCGACCCGGACUCGAGCAAGCCAUGCUCGCUCGGAGCAGGGAGCGUCAUGGCUGGCGACUCCUCCGAAGGAAGCCCGGGGGAUUCGGACCUUGGACACCAGCACCACCACCACCACCAUCAGCAUCAUCAUCAUCAGCAGCAUCAGAGUGGAGAUGGGCCUGGGGGGUGCCCAUCAGGGGGUUCACCCUCCUUCCCUGUGGAGAUCCUGCCCUACCUCUACCUGGGCUGCGCACGCGACUCUACGAACCUGGCCGCUCUGGCCGAGCACGGCAUCCGCUACAUCCUCAACGUGACGCCCAACGUGCCCAACGCCUUCGAGUCGCGCAGGGACUUCGUCUACAAGCAGAUCCCCGUGCCCGACCACUGGAGCCAGAACCUGUCGCAGUUCUUCCCCGAGGCGAUCGCGUUCAUUGACGAGGCCCGGCAAAAGAAGUGCGGCGUCUUGGUCCACUGCCUCGCCGGCAUCAGCCGCUCCGUGACGGUGACGGUCGCCUACCUCAUGCAGACGCUCAACCUCUCGCUGAACGACGCCUACGACCUCGUGCGCAACAAGAAGGCCAACAUCUCGCCCAACUUCAACUUCAUGGGGCAGCUGCUGGACUUCGAGCGCACGCUGGGGCUUAGCAGCAGCAGCGGCAGCAGCAGCGGCAACAGCAGCGGCAACAGCGUCGGCAGCAGGGGCAGCCCGCCGUGCGACAACCGCCCGGGCGCGACGAAGGGCGGCGGAGAGGGCGGGGCGGGAGACGGAGGCAGCGGCGGGGAAGCCGCGCUGUUCUUCACGACGCCCACGAACCACAACGUGUUCAAGCUCGACUCACUUGGCUCCGCCUGAAGAAAGCUCGACUGCUGGCUGCCCGCGGCGGUUUGUGUCUUUCUUUCUGCCUCCUCCUGCCGCGUCCUUUGCCGUGGUCUCGCGGCCGCCUACGGGGGUUGACGAGGCGGUUUCGAGAGCGUGGUGGUGGUGGGGGGGGGGGUGCGUGCGUCGCUUGGCCCAACGGCGAUGAAGCCGCUUUGGUCAUGUGAGGUUCGGUGUGGAAAAUGGAAGAGGAAGUUGUGAUGGCGAAUGUAAAGAAAAAUACAAUUACGAAGGCAAUGGGAUGAAAUGGUAAAUGAAUUAGAAAGUGCGUUUUGUUUAACGGCGAUUGGUUAGCUCCUCAUAGAUGGCUUGGCGUGGCUUCCUGUCGUGUUGGAAUCCUGGAGGUAGGAGAUUGGUACUGUUGUUACCAGUCUUCAACAGGUCAUGGGGUAACCAUGAAGUCAUUUGUGUAGGCUCUACCAUUUCUGGUGGCCUCGUAAAAAUGUUUUUACCUGUGACGAAAGAAGCAACAUUUUGCUUAAAAUGUCUCUGUAACGUGCUAUCACGUUUUGCUACUUUUUCGUGACCGCUAACGACUUGUGAAAUUCAAGACACGUGUAAAUAAAAGAGACCAGAUAUACGUGUAAAAAAUGUACUUUUAACACAAAACGUAUAUGUGAAACACAUGAAUUUAAGAGCUGCGUUUUGGUGGAAGAGUUAAGGUUCCAUGAGAGGAACGUGGAGGACGUUUGAAGACUUUGGGUCCUUUCGUCUUCACAUGGCACCACCCGAUUAGCACGGUUGGCUACGUACGAUGCGAAAGAAAUUCAACAUAUGUACGUACGUGGCAACAACGAAGCAUUUUUCAGUUCAUCGUAUUCCCGUUUGCGCUUCCUUCGUGUGCAAGAUGCCACCCACCGACUCCCGCCUCUGUGGUCGCCUAGUUCACAAUGCGCUGUGCGGCUGAUCAAAAUAUAUAUUUAGUGAACGAGCAUUUACAAUUGCUGCAGAGAACGCUAUGGGAUGUUUUCUAUUCGUUUUGAAUGUUGUGGCCCAAAUUUUGAAGAUGAUUAAUUGAACACUAUUGAUCAUUAUAAAUCGGUUCAUGUUCAUUUGACAAUGUUCUGAAUGUAUUUUUUUAUGUAAAAAAAAUGUUUUGCAAGUGAAGCAUUAUUAAUGGGGCGGGCAGGUGUUUUGCAACUGCUUGAUUUAAAAAUAGAUAUACAUACAACGUAGUGCAAAUGUAAGCCUUCGCUGUUAUUUUGUAUUUGCUUAAACACAAGUUGCCAUAUGCUUUGAAAUUAAAUUUGAAAUCAAAGUUUUUUUUGCCAAGCUGGCUUAUCGUAAAUGUCGAAGCUUCAAAGGUAAAGUGUGUUGUGGUUUCGUGAUUAUUCAUCACAUUUUAAAGAAAAAUUAACCAGCUUCCAGGUUUUAAUUGCAUUUUGUUGAGCAUUGUCAAAACACUGUACAUGACCAUUGACGCCUUGAUAUUAAUUGUACGCAUGAUUGUAGCUAGAACUUCAAAAUAUCCCUUCAGCCUAUUGCAUUUGUUCGUAUUUAUUUUUCUUUCAGGAAAAGUUCAAAGCAAACAUUUAUUUUUGAUCAUGGUUGAUCAUGCAGUCCGUCGGCUACAAUUUUUUCCAAAAAUUUGUAACGAAUCAUUUUUAACGCACUGCGUUGUGUUUAUAAUUGUUUUAAAUAAGUGGCCCAAUUAACUUCUCAAAUAUGCGGCGCAGUUUUACUCCCUGCUGUCUGCCGAAACGGUUUAAAGAUCUUUAGUACCGUAUCUGCAGAUAAAAAAAAAAUGUUGCUUUCCAAAACUUACGCGUAAAAAAAAUAUUUCGUGGGCCUUGUAAACCAUGCUCACUUGAACGAUUUAAACUAAAGAUUUGUUAAUCGUCUACAGUUUUUAUUAUUACCGUUAAUUAACCCACAGAUUAUUGCAAUGGGAAAAAAAAAACUAGUGAAAUGUAGAAAAAAAAAUACUUCCUAUGAAUUUUUCAGCCAAAAAGAAUUUGCCAACUUUUUUUGUUGUUGCUCUUCUAUGCCGCGAUUAUCUUGACGUCGUUAAUGGCAGCGCGUAGCCGAGAUGUAUGAAAGAAAUACAUCGGCAACUUCGUGCUCUGCUAGCCAUUGAAGUUCUAAUCCGCGUGUCAUAGACACUGACGUACGUGGCAACUUGUGAGGUUAUCUCUUGCCGCGAACGCAGCCUCGGGAGUACGUGGGUUUCUUUUAUUUUGGGCAGUGGUGGCUGCUGCUGUCUUGGCCCUUGUGACUGGCUGUCCAACUUGGCACAUUCCAAUUAAAAAGUGUUGAUAUACUGGCAAGACAAUCGUACAGAAAAAAAAAACAUUUUGUAUUUUCUUUCCGUAAUCUUCCGCAGGCGGAGGUGAUAAUGUAUAUUUUUUUCUUCUCGACUUUUUUUGAAUGCGCGGUGUAGGGGAUAAUUGAUGCUUUUUAAGGAAACUGAAAGGCCAUGUUUGUAUAUAUUUAUACAUUAUAUAUAAAAUGGUAUUUCGGUGGAACACGAAGGUACUCGUAAUUAAUAUGAUUGUUUGCUCUUAAGAGAAUAAAAGGAACCCGGCUUUGUAGUUUGCAUGUGCCCCCUCCGCAGGUUCGGCCUGCCGCUCCGCGCUAAACGGACCGACGUACAUUUUUAUGAAAUUGCCGCAAGUCAAAUUAACGGCUUGGCUCCACUUAUCCAUACGGCGAGAAAUAAACAACCCUGGGCGAGAGACGGGAAGCGGGACUUUCCGAUUGGCUGCCCAGCCGGUGUAAAUCGGUGCCGGCACGCGCCCAUCUGCCCGUGACCUCUCCAACCCGUUUCGAGGCAGCGCUGUUAUGCCCUUCAUCUGGGUCCCAGCGAGGCAGGUGGGCUUGUGCCACCACACCCCAUGCCCCCCCCCCCCCCCCCUGCAAACGGCUCCUCUUGUUCGUCGCACGCUGGACUCGAUCGGCAAUGUCCCUCCGAGGCCGAGGGGACACGUGGUGUGUGUGCCUGCUUCUUCGGUCGCCAACAGCACGGUGCCCAGAUCGCGCGCUGCUCUCGUUUCGAUUGUGACUCCCGCCACCGCAGGUUACUCUUUGUUGGAUAAAAAAAAAACCCUCCAAGUGGCUUAUUUGGUCGUGGUUUAGUUGCUCUUGAAUUUCACUUUCCUUCCUGUCGUUUUUCCUCUUGGUCCAGCCCAGUGCAUCCUGUUAAUGUGAUACCAGAGUCGAGGUUUGGCAUUGGGUUGGUCACCUGCCUGAGUUCAGUUACUAUUUUCAAGGAUGUGAAAAGUGCUAUUUGUUGACCUUGAUACGUACAACUUUUUCCAAAGUGAAGCGAUUUUCUAUAAGUGUGUAAUUAUAAAGACAAUUGGCUUUAAAACAUGACUUGCCUUUAUCACUCUCAACCAAUCACUUCAAUUGCAGAUUUUAAGCGGUGACCUUUAGGCUCAACAAUGGCGUAACAACCUCGCAAUGUCGCAACUAAAUAUAAAGUUGAUAUUUGAUGUUUAAAGCGGAGACGGCAGCACUUGGUGUAAUGUGAGCUCUUAACGUGAAAGAGUGCAAGGUGGAAAUUAUCAUUUUAAGAGCAGCUUGCGUGCCAGAGGAUAAACGUUCUCUCGAGUGUGAUAAAAAUUAAAACAAAGUUGAAAAUUAUUGCAUAUUGGGGAAUUUUUGUUCUUUCCAAAUAUAGCUUUUACGCACAACUGUUUUUGUUUUAAACGGAACAUGCAGGUGUUGAGACGUUGACCCCGUUUAGUCCAUUCACGAUGAGCAUUAAGAGGAUUAAGUACUUGGCCGAGGUGUGUAUUUUUUUUUUAAUGGUUGGACUUUCAAAAGUGCGCGCUGCAAAUUUAUCGCAGCAUAUCACCACGGUGCAUCGAGGGCGCAUCGUGGUGACGUUUCAAACAAAACUGCUUUUUUUUCUCCCCAAUCUUUCACCGAUCUUAAUCCUCGUCAUUGUUGGCCCCUGCCAAGUGUUGCGAGAAUUAACGGCGGUUGUUACGUGAUUAUUAGCAUUGUGUCGAUGCUUUGACGGCUGUGCGUGCUGAAAAAUUGUGUUUAUGGCGGUUAAAACCAACGUGUUUGUGAGUGUGCCAUUGGAGACCAUUUGGUUUGCUAAUGGUUUUACAAAUUAAAACAUGGCACCAUUUGACCAACACUCUUUAAGUUUUACAGUGUCACGGUUAACCUAAUAAAAAUGUGAUUGGAUUGUAAUUGAAAAAAGUAUACGAAGUGUAGCACUUACAAUAAAAAGACGUAUUUUAAAGCAAGUACUUGCAUGCAUGCUCAUGAUGUGAUCGCAACACGAAUUGUCGUGCGUGAACGAUAACGUGACCGUAAAAGUCCAUGCCCCCUUCCCCCCCCCCCAAAACCAAAACAUUCGGUGAUUGUUACAUGGACGCGCAACUUCCAACGAUAGCGAUGGGAGCGAAAACAAAAAGUACGGACCACAUGGGGCAGCUCGACGCUCGGCGAAGUUGUCUAAAAGACCGACGCGGUUUUUGUUUUGCGCGCAGCCGGAGGCGUCUCGUAGAGGCGGGUCCCAGUUCUGUCCCCCGUUGCACAGUUUUGCGCCCAACCUCCCUCCUGUUGACCACCACGCCUGCUGUGGCCAAAUUGCGAAAUCUUUCGGCGGGUCAAAGGUGGCCUCGAUUCGUUGUCCGCCGCUGAAACUCGGACGCGGUCCGAUAACGUCAGCGACUCGGAAACGUUACAGUGCAUGCCGGUUGCUAUAUCUGAUAUGAUGUAAUGCUGGUGAGCGUUAAGUCUUUUUGGGGGGGGGGGGAAGGUGAGGAGGCAUGGCCGUUAGAAAUCUGUGGAAGCCCUCACUUUUUGGGGAAUGGUACUUUUGCUAUUGCUCCCCAGUGCAUUGUUGUUGUCUUUGGCGAGUUUGAUGGUUGUGGGUUGACGUUUUUUUGCUGUUACCCUACGUAAUUCCACCUAAGACAUGAUGAUUAUUUUUUAUUUAAGCUAAAUAACCUGAGAACUUCCAUAUAUUUCUAAUCGUCCCGAUCAUUGUGUGUGGCAUAAAGAGAUGCGUAGUCAAAUGUUAAACCUUGAAUAUUAACUUAAGAGAGACGCCAGCCAUUCGUACUUUGAAACAAUCGGAAAUUGCAACACGGUGAGCGGAAAGUCACCUUGUCUAACGCCAUCAUUGUUUAUAUUUAAAAUGUUCAUUAUCAAGUACCAACUUGUGCCACGCUCUGAAGUAAAGUGUGGAUGCCAAUGGAUGUAUAAUUCCUUUUGAUGGUAAAAGCUUCCGUUUAAACACUUUUUUUUUUCCCGGGGCCGCAACGUUUUUCAAAGCGAGACAAUGUUGUUCAUGCGAUCUUGUGAAAUGUAGCACUCGCACUUGAGACUAUUUUUUGUUUUAAAAAACGAAUUUCCAGUCACGCAGUAAACUGCCUGUGUGCAGGAAAUUGGCAACACACUUUCUGGCGCUGUACAAAGUUAAUAUUGCUCGUCAACAGAAUGUCCCUAACGCAAGUGUUUGAGUGCGUGCAUUGCAGUAAAUCCACGCUGCUGCAAAUGGCUCUUAUUGGUAAAUAGUAUUGGUGCUUUCAAACACAACUUCUUCGUACAACUGAGCAGCCUGCUUCAGGUCAACAUAUACGUAUAUAUAUAUUUUUUGUAAAUCUCUUCUGGAAAACUUGGAGGCAGCGUAAUCUCUGGAAUCCGUUGCGAAAAAGUGUUGGAGUCCUUUUUCUGUAUCACGAUGCAGUGCUUUUUGAGCGCCAUGGAAUUUGUUAUGAUAUUUUGUCCUGAAAAUGAGAAUAAAAAUGCCUUCGAUGCC